Molecule: messenger RNA, 1528 nt
Organism: Papaver somniferum (opium poppy)
Lineage: Eukaryota; Viridiplantae; Streptophyta; Magnoliopsida; Ranunculales; Papaveraceae
Product: UDP-glycosyltransferase 87A1-like
Exons: 2
Coding region: 37-849 (270 amino acids)
Source: RefSeq, a predicted model, not a curated record
GCAGUGCCAUUUCCAGGAAGGGGACUUAUAAAUCCAAUGAUGAAUUUCUGUAAGCAUUUAGCUCUUAAAUUGGAUGAUAGUGUUAAAAUCACCUUCGUAGUCACGGAAGAAUGGCUUCACAUCCUUGAAUCAGAUCCAAAGCCGCCUCAAAUUCACCUCCGAUCAGUUCCUAACGUGAUUCCUUCGGAAUUUGUCAGGUCAGGAACAUUAGACUUUGAUAGCUUCCUAGAAAUCGUAGUUGCAGAGAUGGAAUCUCCAAUUGAGCAUAUUUUGAACACAUCUGAACCGGCGAAUGUUAUUAUAGCGGAUUUCUACUUUAUGUGGGCAAUUUCGGCCGGCAAUCAAAGAAAUAUUCCGGUGGUUUCAUUUUGGCCAUCGACAUCUCGUGUGUUCUCUGUGAUGUAUCAUGCCGAACUUCUAGCUAAGAAUGGGCAUAGCCUUACUGACUUAUCAGAUUGCGGCGAUAAGGUGAUAGAUUACAUUCCUGGAGUUCCGCCAACACGUUUAGUAGACAUGCCAUUGUUUCCAAAUGGAAAUGAUCCGAAAUUCAACCCCGCAAUGGUAGCCUUCAGUAUGUUAGAUAAAGUUCAAUGCCUUCUUAUCGUUACCAUUUACGAGCUAGAAUCUCAAGUCACAGACACAUUAAGGGAAAAAUUUCCCUUUCCAACUUACACAAUUGGCCCUUCCAUAUCUAACAUCACCACUAACAUUGAACAACAUCAUCACAUUCACCGCAAGAAUACAGAAUCAAGUACAGUGAAGUAUAUAUGUAAAUCCCGAGGAACAUUCUUAUGUAGAAUGGCUAGACUCCCAACCUAUAAGCUCCGUCCUGUACAUCGCAUUUGGUAGCGUCGUUUCAAUAUCAGGGGAACAAAUGGAGGAGAUCUUAGCUGGGUUGCAUGCAAGUGGGGUUCGAUAUUUGUUGGUUUCACGCGGUGUGCAUUUUGCUUCCGGUUACAUACAUGGUGAUGAUUGUGGUGACUAUGGUAAGAAAGAUACCAGUAGUCAAAAAUUUGUACUCCCAUGGUGUGAUCAAUAGAGGGUACUUUGUCAUUCUUCAAUUGGAGGAUUUUUGACUCACUGCGGGUGGAAUUCGGUAAUGGAAUCGCUAUAUGCGGGAGUACCCAUGCUUACAUUUCCAAUAUCUUUUGAUCAAAUUCCAUACAGAAAACUUAUUGUAGACGAUUUGAGAGUUGGAAUGAAAUUUACCAAGGAAUUUGGAGAAAAAGCAUUGGUUAAAAGGGAUGAAGUUGAAAAGAUAGUGAAGAAGUUCAUGGACAUAAAUAAAGAAGCAGAAAAAGAUGCAGUUAACAAUGAAGCUAAGGAAAUGAAAAGAAGAUCAAGUGAAGUCAAGGAGAUGUGUAGAAGGGCACUGGAAAAAGGUGGUUCAUACGACACCAACCUCGACGCUUUUAUCAAAGACAUCCUCCAUUUCCCUGGUAAUUAAUAAUGUUAAUAGUCAUCAAAUAGAUGAGAGCUGAACUAAUGACCUCAAGCAUGAAAGUCGGCCUUGUGGCAAGCUGAAUUG